UUCGCAGGCGAAUGGCACUGCAAUUUAUUUUCUGUAUUCAGUUUCAGCUUUGCUCCAUUAAAACUGCAAGAAACCUAACCGCAAUGCAACAGAUCAGCUAGGCAGUUUUUAGUGAAGUAGGAUACAUACCGGGGCUUGCGAAAGGACGCCAGUGAAAUGUCACAGGCCGCAUCCACGACACAGAGUGCAGCUGCAGCCCCCGUGGGCGUCAGCAGACGCCCACUGGCCAACGAAGUUAUCGGGACCACAAUGUCGGCUAGAUACGGAGAGACGGAAUGGGAGGCACGUGAGUCCCAGAGGCAAAGGGAACUUCACGAAGCUCGAGCCAGGGCGGCGCAAAUGGAGAAGACAAUGAAGUGGUGGUCCGAUUGCACAGCCAACUGGCGGGAGAAGUGGAGUAAGGUCCGCAACGAGCGGAAUAAAGCCCGGGAGGAGUCCAAGCAAUUAAGCCUCAAACUGGACGGCGCGAUGAAGGAGGCUCACUCCCUAAAGCGGGAGAAAAACGAUCUCGAGCUGCAGAUCACGCAGUUGAAGAAGGAGAUGGAGAAGGUUCACUCGCUAAUGAUGAAGCACGCCGGCCAGUUUCAUCGUGCCGACACCAGCGAGGAUGCUGAGGCCAACGGACGGGACGCGAACUGCUCGCCGGACAUCUCAUCGGAUGGUUUGAAAAAUGUCAAUAGCGAGGAUGGCUUGGUCACCAAGUUGCCCAACGAUGUCAAGGAUCUGGACAUCGAGGAGUUUGCCCUGAAAGGGGCCAUGCCCAAGCAUCUGACCGAGUUGGAUGAGGCGGCAGCUGCAGAGGAAAAGCGCCUGAUUCAGCAAUUGUCCAAGGAUGACUUUGACGAGGACUACUUGCUGCAGAAAAUAUCUAUGCUCCAGUUGCGUCUGGAUGAGGCUCAGAAAACUCUACAAGCGGAAAGGGAUGAAAAGCUGGAGCUGCACAAGAGCAUUGAGAAGCUGACGCUGGAGAUUCAGGACGUGCGGGGACGUCAGGAGGAGAUGCGAUCGGCCAAACAGGAGGCAGUGCGCGAGCUUCUAACUCUUCAGGAGCAACACCGCGCUGAGAUGCGUAUCGUUAACAACUCAUUACAGGAGGAGAUUGCCGCUCGUGAGAAUCUGGAGCGUCGCCUCACGGAACUUCGCACUGAAUUGGAGCAUCUUCAGGCGGAGAACGCAUCCGAAUGGGGCAAGCGCGAGCGCCUAGAGUCCGAGAAAUUGGCAAUGGAGCGGGACAACAAGAAACUGCGUGCAGAACUCCGGGACUACCAAGAACGAUCCGACCGCAAGUGCCGACCUAUGCAAGCAAAUGACGUUGAGCUGCGGGCAUUGCAGCAAGAACUUUCUGAGCGCAACAAAGAGAUCAGCGAGGUGAAGAUGUCGCACGCCAAGCUAAAGAAGCUGCUGGCAGAAACAAACACCGAGCUGGGUCACGCAGUACGCCGUGCGGAGCAGUAUGAAGCGGAGGUCAAACGCCUUCGGCAGCGCGUGGAGGAGCUAAAGCGGGAAUUAGCUGGCGCGGAGGACGAACUGGAUUCGGCAGUGAACCAAGUGAGACGAUUGCAACGCUCCAACGACGAGCUUGUGGGUCAGACCGAGGGCCUACAGGUGCAAAUACAGCACCUUCAGAACAGACGCGCCCCGAGUCCCCAGCUGCGGGGAAUGGGCGGGGUGCAGUUGAGGAACAAGAUCGCCGUGGAGCUGCCAAACGAUUGUCUGCCGAACAUCAACGAUCUGCGCCAGAUUUUCGAUGACUCACAGGCGUGUUUGAGGAGCUCCCACAAUGGCAGCGAUGCAGCUGUCCACCAUGCAGCUUCUGUCAAGAGAUCCAGUCACACGGAACGGACGCUUCUCCAGCAGCAGCAGAGCAGUGCAGCGGCAUCCGCGGCGGCUGCGGCAGCGGCAGCAGCGGCGUUUUUCGAUGCCAAGCCCACGCACCUCGAGGAGAAUAUAUUUGAGUCAAAAUCCAGGAACUUGGAGUUCGAGCGAGCCAAGCAGAAAUUCGAUAAUCCACAUGGGCAACAUCACCACCAUCAUCAGAGGCAACGAUCCGGAAAUGGACGAUAUGGAAGCGCAGGAAGCAAUGCCAGUCGGGCGAAUCUCGCUCUGCCGUUAAAGGGAAUGACCAACUUAGGGAGCAGCUCCGCUUCCAGCAAAGAUGAGCUGAACCGGCAACUGUAUGAGAAGGAGCAGUCCGCAGGUGCGGGGUAUGCCAGGAACAGCAUUAAUCUAGACGGUCUCAAAGUGUCCGACGAUGAGACUCCGUAGCUAUGGUUCGACAAGUUUGCUGCUGGAUGAGGAGACCGAGGGCAACAGCGAUUAAUAUGCAAACCAAGACAUUCGGGGACAGUAAUGGUAUUAAACAUUUAGUAUUAAUUUUAAAGCAUGCGCAAGUACUUUAAUGUUGGUAGAGCAACAGUCCCGAAUAUUAUCCGCAUUCCUAGUUUUUAUUUGGGUCUGUUACCAACUGGUUCCUUAGUUGUUACAUAAGUUAGUAAUAACUAUUGCAGAAGUAUAACACGUAUUUUAAAAUAAUGUAUACAUUUUACAAAUACUUGCAAAAUGUGUAACUAAUUCCCAUUCUCAGAUCAUUAGUUAGCCUUCUAAGAGUUAUAUUUAUAUUUCAAUAAUAUUCCAUGUAUUUUAAGAAUAACUUUUUUAAUGCUUUCGCUGGCCAUAUCUUUAUGAGCUUAACUCACAGAUAAAUCUGUUGUAGGGAUCAGAUUUCCUUAAAACACCUUCAUUGUCAUCAUAAACCCUGCCUUUAUAAAAAGAUUAACACUUAAUAAUAGAUAUACCGACUUAUAAUACGUAUUGGAGCAUAUUACAGGUUCAAUGUUUGUGGAACCCACAUUUGGUGCCAGAAAUUUAAAGAAUUUUAACAAAGCAUAUUGAUUAGCUGCUAAUCAUUAAUCGGCAUUAAUUUAUAAUUUACAAAAUAAACAAUUCUCACAUUUUGAGAUUUGUGUGGCUGCCUAGUCCGAAACUCUUUUAUUUUUCAAAAGUUUAUCAAUUUUCAGCAGCGUAGUGGAUCUUAUACAAAAUAUAUAUUAACAAAUUGAAAUUCGGAAUAUUUACGUAAUAUAAUAUAGCAAUAUUAGUAUUUUAGUUAUUAAUUAAUAACAAAUUAUUAACUAUUAAAAAUAUAUUAAAUACAAAUGAUAUGCCAAUAAACGUAGCAUGUUGCGAGAUAAACAUA
Messenger RNA from Drosophila rhopaloa, 3196 nucleotides. Its product is annotated as coiled-coil domain-containing protein 102A. Bases 157 to 2265 code for a protein of 702 amino acids. The transcript has 9 exons. NCBI's taxonomy places the organism in Eukaryota, Metazoa, Arthropoda, Insecta, Diptera, Drosophilidae. The record is from RefSeq and is a predicted model, not a curated record.